AUGUCGUUUCUAGCUGGAUUGAUCGUCGAAAAACGUGGAGACGUCUUUAUAGUCAGCAGCGAUUCGAAUGAUUUUGAAAUCAGCGUCGUUGAGUGUAAUGAUGAUUACGAUGUUGGGAGUUGGUUGUGCCUUCGAAUAAGCAAGGGAGUCAUCGAGGAACACGGUGUCUGCAAGGCAGACGGUCUACCAGAGAUUCGGAUCGUUCAGGGAAAGGCACAGGUAAGUUGUUAA
Haemonchus placei is the source of this 231-nucleotide messenger RNA. The record is from the annotation of a GenBank genome assembly. NCBI's taxonomy places the organism in Eukaryota, Metazoa, Nematoda, Chromadorea, Rhabditida, Trichostrongylidae.